Messenger RNA from Paramecium sonneborni, 720 nucleotides. NCBI's taxonomy places the organism in Eukaryota, Ciliophora, Oligohymenophorea, Peniculida, Parameciidae. The record is from the annotation of a GenBank genome assembly.
AUGUAAACAAAUGAUAAAAAGGAAUCUAAAAGUAGGAUACUUAUUGAACUAAUAAAUAAUUACUAAAAACCUGUUCAAGAAAAGAUGCUUUUGGAAAAAUCUAAAUUAAAAUCAAUUUAAAAAAUAGAGGAAAGGUUUAUCAAGAGUGAAACAAACAAACAGUAUGUAUUUCCUCGAAAAGAAGAAAAGGAAGAAGAAUACAAAGAAUCACCAAAAUAACAAUAGUAAUUGAUUUCACUUGAUAAUAUAACAAAUACUAAGGUCUUUAAAGAAUUGAUGAAUAAAAUUUAUCAAACUAAUACUUCAAAGCAGAAACCAAAAAAUUAUCAACAAACAGAAUUCAUCAAAAAGCAAUAUUUUAUUCAAUCAUAAUUGAUAAAAAAUUCAAAUCAAAAAUAGUAAAAUUAAAUUAAAACUGAAAUAUCUGAUACCAAAUAAAAUAGACAAAAUAAUAAUUCCAGUUUAAAACAAAUGUCAAUAAAUCAAUCAAGAGGAUAAUCACCAAAUAAUAAACUUCAAUAUUCUAAUAGAUCAAUUAGUUCAUAAAUGACAAAAUUUUUAAAACAAAAAAAAAAUUGUCUUAUUGAAAGUUAGGAUUAAAACUCACAAAGAAGUUUUGAGUUGAAACAGUAAUUAUUAAGUAAAUCAUAAAUAAAGUUAUAACAAAAUAAAAGCUUUGAUUUUUUGAAAUAAUUUUACAUAAUGAAAUAGAAAAAAUGA